This is a messenger RNA of Myotis davidii, 956 nucleotides long. It is a transcript of the gene KLHDC2, whose product is annotated as kelch domain containing 2. Lineage: Eukaryota; Metazoa; Chordata; Mammalia; Chiroptera; Vespertilionidae. The record is from RefSeq and is a predicted model, not a curated record. Gene Ontology annotation, molecular function: protein binding. The coding region runs from base 1 to 918 and encodes 305 amino acids. The transcript has 12 exons.
AUGUCAGACACGCCCAUGGACACCAGCUCGGAGAUCACCAUAAACGUGGUCACCUUCGACCUCGAGCUCUCUAUAAGUAACCAAGUCAGAGGAUUAUAUGACUUUUAUCUGCCUAGAGAAGAACUAUGGAUCUACAACAUGGAGACUGGAAGAUGGAAGAAAAUGAACACUGAAGGUGAUGUUCCUCCUUCCAUGUCAGGAAGCUGUGCCGUGUGUGUAGACAGGAUGCUGUACUUGUUCGGAGGACACCACUCACGAGGCAAUACGAAUAAGUUCUACAUGCUGGAUUUAAGGUCUACAGACAGAGUAUUACAUUGGGAAAGAAUUGAUUGCCAAGGAAUUCCUCCAUCAUCAAAGGAUAAACUUGGUGUCUGGGUAUAUAAAAACAGGUUAAUAUUUUUUGGAGGGUAUGGAUAUUUACCUGAAGAUAAAGUAUUGGGAACUUUUGAAUUUGAUGAAACAUCUUUUUGGAAUUCAAGUCACCCAAGAGGAUGGAAUGAUCAUGUACAUAUUUUAGACACUGAAACAUUUAUCUGGAGUCAGCCUAUAACUACUGGUAAAGCACCUUCACCUCGUGCUGCCCAUGCCUGUGCAACAGUUGGAAACAAGGGCUUUGUGUUUGGAGGCAGAUAUCGGGAUGCUAGAAUGAAUGAUCUUCACUAUCUUAAUCUGGAUACAUGGGAGUGGAAUGAAUUAAUUCCACAAGGCAUGUGCCCAGUUGGCCGAUCUUGGCACUCACUGACACCAGUUUCUUCAGAUCAUCUCUUUCUCUUUGGAGGAUUUACUACUGAUAAACAGCCACUAAGUGAUGCCUGGACUUACUGUAUCAGUAAAAAUGAAUGGUUACAGUUUAAUCAUCCCUACACUGACAAACCAAGGUAUGAACUAUUUAAAAAGGUAAUUCUCUUGCAGGCUUAGUCCCCAGUGUGGGGCAUGCAGGAGGCAGCCAAUCGACG